AACCAGGCAGCCCACGCCUUGAAAAGCGGCUUGUUCCGGCUUGCCCCUUUACAUCUUUUUAUCCUUGCUCACAACAUUAAAAUAGUGCCGCCCCUCUGACAAUUACGCACAAGCAUUUUUUUGUUGAACCGUCGAAGAGUGAACAGAACCGCGUCUCGGGCAGAGUAUGCAAGAUGCGUAUAGCGGUACAGCGGCUCUCCGCCCGCGCGGCCCCGUCGUGAGUCUGGUGAGGCGCAGUUCGGGCACCAUCACCGGCGGAGCGAUACCACCAUCUCCUCCCAGCCCCGUUAGUCAAACCAAGAGUGUGUGGCCCACCGUACCUAAGUGAACGUGUCCGUCAUGUACUAUCGAAAAGGGGGGCAGAGGAUCCAAACCGGACCAAGAGACCUGCCUCCAAUGCCCUGAUGCAGAGACAUCUCGCGUCAAUAAUUAUUUCCCUGGGCUUGCUGCUCCGAUUGUUUUGCAACUGAUGAAGAUUUUUUUUAUUUGUAUUAUUUUGAUGCGCUUCUGUGGAUGAAUAUGUUUAUUCUGGUGCUCAUGGUGUAGUGCGUGAGGUAAGUGACUUAUCCAGAGGUGCGCGCUACUUUCUCCUGCUCUUCCAAUCGAGAUUUUGUUUGUUGUGUGCAAAAGCCUUUGACAUUUCAAUGUCAGACUAGGACUGUUUUUUAUUUUGUCGUUUUCCCUUCUUGAAAAUGAGAUAUCAUUAGCAACAGAUUUCAGAAAGGCUAUUAUUAGACCUGGAACUAUUCGGCCACCAGCUCAUCAUCAAUUCCUGCAACUGGUGCAAAUGGAAUUUUAUAAGAAGGCUGGUUGUAUUAAGAUGAUGAGCCCAUAGCAUAUGACCAGAUGCGGGUGCAAACCAGGGUUUUCUGGAAAGAGUUGAGGCAGUCAUUGCAUGUUGUAAAGCAACAUGCAAAUGGUAGAUAAUGCUGCUGCAAUGGUGAAGACUAGUUGAUGUUACCCCACGCCUGAUGAUAGGCAUUUGCACAAAUGUGAUAUUUAUGCAGGAACACCACUUUUGCUCUCAAAGUGACUCCUGAGCUACAGCAGAGCUGUUUCCAAGUUCAAGUUGUUGCAUAUUAUUGACUGUAGCCUUCAGUCAGUGUGCAGCAGCCUGUCACGCUGGAGGCUACUCUAUAACCUGCUGAUUUGCAACUGGAAAGCAACCUGAUACUCUGACAAUAUUAUCCAAGGCUGCAACAAACUAAGGUUGCUUAACUCUUGGAUGCUCCCGUCAGUGCAGCCACAUCUCGCAGGCGUAAUAAAGUAGGCCUCUAUUUUGUGUGCUGUAUAAUACAGCAGCUUGUGAGCUGUAUGGUUGCCCUGCCUACCAUCCACACACUGUGAUGACAGGCCUAAUGAAUAAAUAAUCCCACAGACCCACAUACGGUACGCUCACAAACAAGCGAGCAGACAUGAAAACAACUGUAGUAAUCCUGUAAUGAAUAAUGGAACAAAACAUUCCUUUCAAAAAGACUAGCUGCUCUUGCACCAUCAUAACCUUGAGCUGCCAUACAAAAACACAAUUCAAAAUGAUGGGUACGAUAGUGCCAAAAUAUGAUAUGUUUGUCACUGCAGACUGCAUAUGCAUUAGUGUGUUGUUACUUCCAGUGUACUGUCUACUGGAGUGGGUUCGCCGGUCUUUAAAAAGAUUAACAAGCAUCAUCAGUGCUAAAGUUGAACCUUCAUUAUUUACCCGCUUGCUGUGGUUAUUAUUGGUAAGUAUUUCUUUCACUGUAAAGCCAAUAAGCGCUGCCUCCUACUGAGUUUUUGUGCCUGUAAACACAAAUCCGAUUUCAUUUGUUUCACUUUGUUGUCAACACGAAUGCGUUUUAGGACUCAAUUUAAAGUCGUCUUAUCUUGUUUUACUUUAAACUGAGUUUUUCAGAAUAUAUUUGUUCACAAAUGUAGUGGGUUUGAAGUUUCAGUCUUGCUGUGCAUUACCCACAAAUGUGUACCCUGAAGGCUGUGUUGAAGGCUCUGCAAUUGAGUUUAUGUUAAAACUUUAAGUGUAGCUUAUGCUGUGGAGGGGGUUUUAAAAGGUCAUGAACACAAAACACAAAAAAAGUGAAUCAUGACAAAUAUAAAAACAUUUUGCAUUACAGAAACAGUCUCAUUAAAACAGUGUGUGUGAGUAUUUCUCAAAAUGAGUAUAUUGGAGUAGUAAUUACAGCAGUACUGUUUUUAGUUACUGAAUGAGACCUUUUUGUUGUGCUGAUGUAGUGACAGUUACUUAGUUUUUGGGAAGUUUUUGUAUAUUCAGACUGCAGGCAAAAGUGGCCCACAUCAGCUUUUUUUGUGCAUAUGUGAAUCAGAUCUGGGUUUUUUCAUAACAGUGUGAACACCACAAAUGACAUGGAAUCGGAUGUUUUUAAUUCUGAUUGGGGACACUUUCAUAUGUGGUCCUAAAUGAGAUACAGGUCUUGAUUUUUUUUGCAAUGCGACCUCAGUCUGAACAGCAAUAUCGGAAUUCUAGCGACUUUUACGUCAGUCUAUGUCAACAUUCGUCACAAUCCUGCGCUGGCAGGAGUCCCUCGGUCAAUACCAACAUGGAAGACAGCUUUAAUGAAGGUAGACAGUGGAAGGGCGGUGAUUGCUAUCACCCGGUCACUAAUUAGCUGGUUUCCACACCCGUCAAUUUAUACAUGAAACAGUAAAUGUUGACUUUAGGGGCCUCCUUGUUUACUUCCAACAGCGUGCUGCGUUGGACGUCUUUGUUGUUGGUCUUUUGCAGGAGCGGGUUGGUUCAGGACUGUGACCAGUUCACACUGGGAUCUGAUACUGGCCACAAUAAUGUAAACAGCCAAACCAAAAAAAUUGGAUCUGAGCAGGAAGGCUUGCAGUAUGAACACUAUAUUUUAUAGAUCUGUGUCUCUGAUGAAAACACCACCCUGGGUUUACUGAUCCACUGAAACACACACACACACACAUAUACACACACACACACACACACACACUACAUAGAAUGUUCUAGCUCACGGUGACAGUGAGGAGUCCUCAUAUUACUUCAGAUCGCUUUCCUUCAGGUCCCACUCAUGUUCUGUGGCAGUGUGUGUGUGUGUGUGUGUGGCCAUGUAUCCAUUUAUUAGUUCCUAUUUGUGUGUGUGUGUGUGUGUGUGUGUGCAUGUGUAGCAGAACAGUUUUUGGACGCUACGAGCAUGACCGUUUGUCCCUCAGAUGAUGCUCAACAACCCUGAGACAGCUCAUCCCUCAUUGCUGCUACUGGUUGUUGUGGAUCCAUAAACUGGUCAAACGUCUAACUUUCAGAUUAUUUAGUUGACAUCUCCUUGCAUUUAUUUGGUAGUUGAUAAUCGAGAUUGGCCGGAGAGAGAAAAAGGGGGAUGACAUGCAACACAGAUCCUCAUGUCAGAAUGUGUCUUAGAUCACCAGCGCAUGACGAGGCCCCAAACUUAAAGCUGUCAGAGCUAAUGUAAGAUGUCAGUUUGUCAAACACAUCAUAACAGCUUAAUAAGACCUUACCCUGCACGAGGGUGUGUACCACUUAGAUGAGCCUCUUAUUGGCCGGCUGCUGUAUUCAGCUUCCUUCUGCUCUCCCUUUCAGUUGCGUUGCUGUUUUCAAAGUCCCUGUUUCUAUGGGAAACAGCCAUGACAAGGACUAACAAGCUGCAUGCUCACGACAUGCUAAUGAAAACUGUGUUAUUGUCGCACAAUAGCCAUGUGAAAGACUUUUCCCUCCUAGCAUGAUAUUUUACAGGCGCUGUAGGGAUCUUAGCCUGUACCAGAGUCCACCUGAUUUAUUUCUAUCCAACCUUUCGCCGGCAAUGUGAGAACAUCAACCUUUACCCUUAAGUUAACCUGACCUUAACUCAACAGGAAGGCUCAUCACAUAUCUAAAACAAAGUCCAAAUCUAAUUAAGACUGGAAAACUGAAGAAGGGCCAACCUCAGUGCUCUUAAAAAAACACUCCCUCAAAACAAUCUUUCUCUUUAUGUCUCUCCUUCUCUGUGAGACACGCCAAAGGAAACUCCAGAUGCCCUCCCCCACACAGCGGGGGCCAAGCGAGGACUCACUGUCCCAGAUGAUAGCUCGCCAACUGUUGGCUGUAAAGACACAAUGUACUUCUCGUCCUCCGCUCAGUAGAGUGAGGCGCUCAACAGGCCACUACAAGCAAAUUACGGCCUAUAGUCUACUGAGCCUUCAUUCAACAAUUUUAGGGAUACUUUGCUCUUAAAAAUGGACACUGAAUGUGCUGCAUCUUUUUGUUGUACGCUUCAAGUUUUCCUACAUCACAAACCACUGUAGGCGAAUUGGAGGCAUGAACAAGUCUGGAAAAAUAUAAACAGAGCUCACAGGUUGAUUUCCUCAUUUUUAAAUAAGUGAGGGAGGGAAGCCUAAUGAGGAAGUUAUGGUUUUCUGUGACAACACAACAUGCCCACUUCUUCCCCCUUGUCACAAGACCAGAUUUAGUCAUGACCGUGGUGGCUUUUUGUGUGUGUGUGCCAUGCUUGCAUACAUAUACACAAGUAGUGAUCCAUUCAUGCAAGUAAUGGAAGUCGUGUGUACAUCAUGAUAUUAUGGACUCCCCAUGUGCUUUGAGGUACUUAUGUCAUCAAUCUAAUUGUGGUGUGACAGUGCACAGGCUUGUUUCCAGUCAUGCCUGCAGGAAUCAUUUCUGCACAUAGCAAGAUGCCAGACCUGUAUUCUGCCACGGUCCGUCUGUAAAACAAUAAAAACAGGAUGUAGCAGUUGCUCAGAGCAGGAACAGAUGGCUGUCAACGUGACUACAGCCAGUGACUCGUGGUGAACAGUUGCCCCCAGAGCUUGCACCACCACCUAAUCCGUUCACACACAGAGAAAGGGAGUUUUAUCCAGGCUCACGCGCGCCAAGAUAAAACACCAUUAUCCAUCGAUCGUCUCCAAACUCGCCACUGAGCCCAUUUCAUCGCACGAGCGCUAUCUCACUCAAUAGCCGUAAUCGGUCUUAUAUUUGGGCUCCUCGCAGAAGGAGAUAUGACGCGCGAGGAUAGCGGCGCUGUCCACGCGGUCAGGUGGGUUCCUCGGGGACCGCGCUCUGCGGGCAGUGUGGGAGUCAUCGUCGGCGCUGGCAAGCAGGAGCUGUUGUCGGGGCUCGUUGGCAUGCAUUCCCCCUGAGCUCGGCGACGCCUCCCUCGGUGGUGUGGUGGCAGGAUGCCAGUGCAGGCGGCCCAGUGGACCGAGUUUCUGUCCUGUCCCAUCUGCUACAAUGAGUUUGACAGCAGCGGCCACCAGCCCAUCAGCCUGGGCUGCUCCCACACGGUGUGUAAGACCUGCCUGCACAAACUGCACCGCAAGGCCUGCCCCUUCGAUCAGACACCAAUCAGCACUGAAAUCGACCUGCUGCCGGUCAACUGUGCCCUGCUGCAGCUGGUCGGAGCUCAGGUCCCAGAUGUGCAACAGGUGAGCCUGAGCAGCGCAGCAGAAGUUGAGAACUACGAGGUGUGCAAGGUGUGCGUGGAAGAGCUGGCUCUCUACCUAAAACCUAUCAGCGGAGCGAAAGGUGUGGCGACUCUGAGUCCAAGCGUGCUCAGUCGGCCAAUGCAGAGGAAGCUGGUGACCUUGGUGAACUGCCAGCUGGUGGAGGAAGAGGGCCGUGUGCGGGCGGUGCGGGCAGGCCGGUCGCUGGGGGAACGAACCGUAACCGAGCUCAUCCUGCAGCACCAGAACCCCCAGCAGCUCUCUGCCAACCUGUGGGCAGCGGUGAGGGCGCGGGGCUGCCAGUUCCUGGGACCUGCUAUGCAAGAAGAUGCUCUGAAGCUAGUUUUACUGGCUCUGGAGGACGGCUCAGCUUUGUCCAGGAAGGUGUUGGUUUUGUUCGUGGUCCAAAAGCUCGAGGCUCGGUUCCCCCAGGCCUCCAAAACCAGCAUAGGGCACGUGGUGCAGCUUCUCUACAGGGCCUCCUGCUUCAAGGUCACUAAGCGUGAUGAAGACUCCUCGCUGAUGCAGCUGAAAGAAGAGUUUCGAACGUAUGAGGCUCUCCGGAGAGAACAUGACGCUCAGAUCGUCCACAUCGCCAUGGAGGCGGGCCUGCGAAUUUCACCCGAGCAGUGGUCUUCUCUGCUGUACGGAGACCUGGUCCACAAGUCACAUAUGCAGUCCAUUAUUGACAAGUUGCAGUCUCCAGAGUCCUUUGCAAAGAGCGUUCAGGAGCUAACGAUCGUUCUGCAGAGGACAGGAGACCCCGCCAACCUCACAAGCCUUAGACCACAUCUCGAGCUGCUAGCCAACAUAGACCACAACCCAGAUGCCCCGGCACCUUCAUGGGAGGAGCUGGAAAGUGUGAUGCUGGCUGUGAAGUUGGUGGUUCACGGACUAGUGGAAUUCAUACAGAACUUCAGCAAGAAGAGCCACGAUGCUCCGCAGCCUCAGGCCAACAGCAAGUACAAGACCAGCAUGUGUCGAGACCUUCGUCAGCAAGGAGGCUGUCCGAGAGGAACCAACUGUACAUUUGCACACACACAGGAUGAGCUUGAGAAAUUUAGACUGAGAAACAAGAAGAGCAGCAGCGUGGGCCGCACAUUCCCGUUAUCACCGGGGGUUAUGGGUAAAACUUUCACCAUGGAGGGCAGCAUCCACACAGACGUGUCUACAGACAUGGGGCAGGGGCUCAAAGGCACAGGAGAGAACACGGACUCCUUGACAGAAGGAGUGUCCGGCCUGACUCACCCCCAACUGAUCUCCAGAGGGGCUGACAUGAUGGAGGAAAUGAGCAGAGCGGUGCCAAAUGUAUCCAAUGCGGCUAACGGCUCCAACGGGCUAUCUACCCGAAACACAUCGGGGUCAACUGAACAGAAGCCCAUCUCACCUCCCAGGACUCCAGUCAGCCACUCCUCAACGUCAUCUCCCUUGACAACAGUCGGGCGGGUUGAUGUGGGCGCUCCAAUGCCCAAACAUGGUCAGUUCAUGCUGCGUGCACCGCAUCCUUCUCAGGCGUCAGAGCUGUACUAUCAGGAGCCCCACUCUGCAUAUGACACGCCCCAUUAUCAACCAGCCUCAGGUUCGUACUACCAAUCUACUCUUCAUCCUCCUCACAAACCCUGCAUGGCUCGCUUCCUUCGAUCCUCCAACGUGCCAGAAUCCUCUCUGCCGCCCUCCAUCGGCAAUCCGCCGUCUUCCUACCCCGGUGACCCUCAAGCGCCACACCCACCUUCCUCCUCUUCUUCAGGGUACCCGCCACACCCGCCUAGAGAUCGGAUGGGACCUCCUGCCUUCCAUCACCACCCGGGGCAGCCUCAAUAUGGGCCUCUGGCUCCUGCUCAUGGUGUUUAUGCUCCCCUCUAUGACAGCAGGAGAGUAUGGAGGCCUCAGCUGUACCAUAGAGAGGAUGCCAGGAGUAACUCACUGCCUCCAGAGGUGCUGCAUUCCUCUGUCUACCAGCCUCCACUCAGGGAGAGAUUCAACUCUCUAGACAGCAACUACUGCUCUGGAGCUGAACACCGUGCCGGCCUACACAGGGAUUAUGGCCGCGUUCCUCUCGGCUACGAGGAUCUGUUCAGAAGGAAGCAGGAGCAGUGGGCUCAUCAUCAUCAUCAUCAUCACCAUCACAACACCAACAGGCCCUCCCAGUCCUCCCCCAUCUUCACCAUCGAUUUUGCAACUGAGCAUGUGGAGAGCAGUGGAGGCCAGUGUGUGGGGUGCAGGUUCAGAGGCGAGGAAAGCUUAGCACACUACUCUCCGUGGUCCUGUGGUACCAUCGGCCCUUGUCUCAGCCCCUUCGAGCCCGAAACGCUCGCACACACCUCGACUCACUCCUGCUCAGAGCACUCGGUGAGACUCUUCCCACAUCCACAAUUGGACAGUAACGGAGGUGGAGGAGGCGGCAUCAGUGGCAGCGGUAGUGGUGUCGGGAAGCGAUGGCUGCAUUCGUUGGAUCAUUACCGGCGAUUGAAAGACGAGGACCCGAUCAUUCCCUUUAGUGAGGGGCCCAUUAUUUCCAAGUGGGGUGCCAUUUCCAGGGCAUCUCGCACGGGCUACCACACCACCGACCCAAUCCAAGCCACGGCCUGCCAGGGCAGCGCCAAUACCACACCCAUCAAUUUUAAAGAUUACAACCACCACUUGGAUCACAGCGACUACAGGUGGAGCUCCAGAGGAUCAGACUCCUCCAGUCACUCCAGUUUCCUAGAGAGUGAGCAGCUUUGUGCAUCAGCGCUUCACUGCCGGCGAACUUCGAUAAGCAGUGGAGAGAAAAUCGUGUCUGAUCUGCAAGCCCUUCAAACUGUCGCCUACAGCCGGGACCGGGGCCGGGCCGAAAGCGAACCGGACCCGGAACGAGACAUUGAGCUUGAACUGUGUGCUCUUGACUUGGAGGAUUCAGACCACCAGGAGAUCAAGUCUCAGGAGUCUUUAGACCUGGCCACCCCACAGUCUCAGGAUGCUUCCCACCUCCUCUCACCACUCUGCUCCUCUCCCCUUCUCUCCUCUCCUGUGGAGGAGCGUCCCCGCACAGAGAAGCGUCCUUUGACAGAAAAGGUGGACACUCACCUGCUGAAAAAGAUGGCCUUCAGGAAGUCACUGUCUCCUGGAGGGUUGGUCUCGGGAGGUCUGGGCGUCAGCAGGCUUGUGCUGCGUACUGGACCUCCUCGACUGGGGGACACUCCGACCCGGGCCUGUCCGGAAACGCCCGGGACAGAGAUGCUGCUGAAUGGAAGCUAAGGGGACACAAAGUCAGACUCUGACCUGCGCUACGUUAGAGCUGAGUCGCUUGCCCACAACCACAUCAUGGUUAAAGGGAAUACCAUUUAAUUCCAGCCUUCAUAUAUGUCAAUCAUAUACCUAAAUAAAACUAGACAGAUAUGGGUCAACAGUCUGUGCUGCGCCACGUCGUAAGGGGCAAGAGAAAACACAUUGUCCUGCCUCCCAAGUGGGGAUUUUCCCACAGUGUACAGUUCGACACAGAAUUUAGUGAUUCACUGUUUAACCUAAUAAAUCACACGACCAGUUUGCCCUAACAGUAGAUGCUGAACUUGACAUGAGUGAGGUUUACACAUCAUCUAGUUUGGUGUCAUUCAACACAGCUGACAGCAAAAGCUUAUUUAAUAGGUGUCGCUUUUUAAGUUUACUUCAGAUUUUUUUUAACUCUCUGUUAAUCUUUUCCUUUAGUAAUUCUUUCGUGGAUUGACUAAGAUCCUAACAUACCAAAUUCUGUCUCGGUCCCAAUACUGAGGUUGGGAAUGUGGGAUAAUGAAUACAAGUAAUUUAGUACAGAAAAUGAUAUUUUUUUAUAAUGUGAUGAAUAUAAUUGCUCUGUAGCUUGUGUCUGUUUACACCAAGGCAGGUGAUGGUUGAGAGACACUUAGCUAUCCAAAGCUACAUUAAACAAAACAGUGAUUAUUUAUUACUUUUUGCCCACUUUUGAAUAUCUGACAAAUAUAUUUCAUGUCUUGCUAUCUCAUUACAUGUUACAUGGUAAUGUCCUCACUCAGCUCAAUGCCACCCCAUUUAGUGUAUAGCCUCUGCUGUAUUGUUGCGUAAAUAAGUACUCCUUGAAAAAUGACGAGAUAGACGUUAUGAUGGUAAGAAUAAAAGGGCAGGGCACUCCAAACAGCCUAGAAAUAUACAAACUGCAGAAAACAGAGGUCUUCACUAUGCUGCCACUGUUUUAUGAGUCUUAUGUUGACUCUGAAUUCCUUUGACUGUCAUGAGAUCACAGAACCUGAUGGUGUGCAUGAUAAUUCAUCACUGGAGGACAAAUGAUCACUGGAGGUCAGGAGGGAUGACAACAAAACUAAGAUGUGUGAUCCUUUUUUUGUCCAUAUCAUACUAUUAUAGUAUUCUUGAGUGUCUAAUACUGCAUAACUAAAGAAUACCCAUUACUAAUUUACAACAGAAAUUGUAUUUUCAACUGGAGCUAAUUUAGUAGAUUUCUAUACAAGCCACUUGAACUCACAAUCGAUCUUAAAACAACUUUUGUUUCAUCUUUGCGUGCCUGUAGUGGUUUAAUCCUCCUGACUGUAAGCUAGGAACAGUCUCACUGGUCUCUCUCUCUCUCUCACACACACACACACACAGUACGUGUGCUGUCAUUCACGCACAGUAGAUACAAACAUGCAAGACAGUGGCCUUCCUCUUCUUUGUGUUAUACAGACCUAAACAUUGAGCUCUGCAAUGACUUUUCUCCAUGCCCACUGACAGACUCCUUUCCUGUUCCAGAGGUGUUAUCUUUCACGUAAACCUCAUCUCAGAAACUGGAAGUCACGUUUUUGUAAGCUCGUGGCAUUUUCUGCGCUUUCCAGUCCGGUCACCUCUACGUACAACGUAAACAAUAUUUAGAGGUUGUGCAUGAUGUUUCAAGUGGACACCACUUCCUGUGUUUUGUCGCGUUGUCUUUGUUUAACUUUUUGAAAAUGUUCGGUUUCUUUUAUUUGAUGCAUUGCUAACUUCUGUGAAGUUGUAUGUUGAGGUAUUUUGUAUCAGGAUCUUUGUUACUCUUGUUUUGUUUGCAACAUUUUCAGCGACAACAUUGAUUGUCUUGUCUAAUGUCACUGCGCUGUCUAGUUCACUGUCAUUUUGUGCAGUAUGGGUGAUUUCCAUACAGCCCAGCUUUGCUUCACUUCCUUUUAUAGAUAUGAGGCAUUCUGUCAUGUGUGGCUUUGUCUUAGUGACUUUAAUAAAUAACGUGAAAACAUGAACUCAUUUUGAAUAUACAGGAUUUAAAGUCAUGAGUUUGUUUACACCCGAUUCUAAAUCUUAUGAGAUUUGUGUAGAAUGACAAGAGGAUCACUGACUAAUAUUUGAAUCUUUACAGCUUCCUCCGUCAUUUCCUCUCACCCAAGCAACUGUACCUUUUCCAAAAAUUAUCCUCUCAGACAGAUUAUACAUUAAAUCCCAUUUUAGAGGAUGGCUAAACGGCUGUACAUGUGAGGAUUGAGUUCCAAGUAGUAUAGUAUAAUAGUGGACUGGUAACCUUUUGGGGGGUUUCUCUCUUCCACCCUCUUCCCCCCGGUAGACAAAGUGAUUGAAAAAUUCAAUGUAAUAAUCUUUUUGAAAACUCUCGAAAUGUUUUCCGAGAUAAAAAAAGAAGAUUUUGCUGCUCCAAGUCAUGAAAUUAGCUCAGCUACUUACUGUCGCUCUGCAUCUGUUUACAACUUCAACUUUGAAGUCGCGUAACGUCAAGUGCCAUGUUGUGUACAGUACAGUGUGAUCAAUCCCUGCAAUUGUCCUACAGCUUUUCACAUUCCUCAACUGUAAACUGUGUGAGGAGGGAAAGGCUCAGCCAAGUUGAGGAGUGAUACUUCUUAUGCAGUUCUGCUUUGUUCCACUAGAGGAGGCUAGACACUUGUCCGUCUGAAUCGCUCAGGGAAGACUUAAGUUGCUCAGCUACUUUUUCUAUAUUCAUCACUUAAAUAUUCUGUGGAAGUAUUUACCUGAAUUUCACUUACUGAUAACUGACCCUUUCACCCUAAGCACAAAGGGUUAGAGAUUAUAUUGUUUGCCAAUGUUUACUUUGCCAGUGUUUUCUUUUGCCUCUCAGUAUCAAUAUUGGCUUUGCUAUGCCUGUUUCUAUGGGAAAGGGCUGGGCACUACUGUGUGUAAAAGCAGUAUUGUGAGUAUUGAACUAACGUCAAAGUGAUACUCCCUGUUUCCUAUCGAGUGUCUAUAGAGCACUUCUGCAGUGGCCAAUUGCACUGCACUAAUUCCUACCCCAUCACUGCCAGCAGGUGCACUCUGCCCCCCCCCCCCCCACCUCCAACUUUCCUUCACCUCAUCCUCCCUGCAUCCUGCGUCAUGCAUGCGAUAUAGUCUCUCUUGUGAUGGCGGAGGAGUAUUGAUGAUUAUGUAGUUGUGAUACAACACACCCAGCGCUGUAAGAGUUCUGCACAUGCCCACUGUGUGGCCACGUCAAGUGCUGAAGUUUGCUUGCAGCAUUUUACUCGUUUUGUUCAUGAAAAUUAAUUCUUGUUUGAUAGAGAUCAUAUUAUUAUUACGACUAUUAUUGUUAUUACCACAUCGGGUUGUUGUUGUGGUAUUUUAUCCUCGGUAUAUUCUAUGACAGCUUCUUUGUUUUGAAUUUGAGAAUUUGCUGAAACUGUUUGAAUUUUUUAUUAGACAAGAAAGUGUCUCAUUAUUCUAUAUUAUGUGGGGGGAAAACCCUGUUUGUUGAUUGUUAAACAUAUGAUAAACUGAUGUUUUCUGACUAUUCAUGUCUGUAUUAGACAUUUUAUUUGCGAAUCUAUUGUUCGAUUGAAAUGUAAAUGAAUUAUUAAGAGAUGGUACACAUCCGUCAUUGUAUACAGUCUGGCACCAUCAUUAGAUGGACUUGUAGUAUAGACGCUCAUUUAUACAACCUGUGAUUACCAGAUAUUUUUAAAUGUUUAAGUCAUUGGGGGCAGUUUUUGUAACGUUUCAGAAUGAGGAAAAUAAAUUCCUUAAGAGACAGCAUAUCUAAAAUGUCCCCGUGAUGAAUAAUACUGUUACGUAUUCCAUUUAUUUCCUUGGAAAUAUCACAUUGUGAAAGGUUUCCCUUUUACUGUCUUUACGGGAAUGCAGGACUGGAGCGGGUCAAACCUACGAUGAGAAUGAUUUAUGUGCUAUCGAUGAAACUGUUUGAGAAUUUGUUUGACCGAGCAGCAUCCUGCGUCUGUGUUGCACUGAGAGAUGGAAUUAUGAAAAGGCACUUGAAAUUGCAUGCCACAAUAAACCAACAGCAAAUUAUGUUUC
Messenger RNA from Anarrhichthys ocellatus (wolf-eel), 12657 nucleotides. RefSeq names its product ring finger and CCCH-type domains 2 (gene rc3h2). NCBI's taxonomy places the organism in Eukaryota, Metazoa, Chordata, Actinopteri, Perciformes, Anarhichadidae. The record is from RefSeq and is a predicted model, not a curated record. Gene Ontology annotation, molecular function: mRNA binding; double-stranded RNA binding; RNA stem-loop binding. The transcript has 20 exons. Bases 5149 to 8652 code for a protein of 1167 amino acids. Gene Ontology annotation, biological process: ubiquitin-dependent protein catabolic process; nuclear-transcribed mRNA catabolic process, deadenylation-dependent decay; protein polyubiquitination. Gene Ontology annotation, cellular component: cytoplasmic stress granule.